GGUGGCGCAGAUUAAUUUUGUUGCCCGGCGUCAUUUUAGAAAACAAAGGCUGGGAACCAAGUAAAUGAAUACAACUCCGGACAAAUUCUGAUGUCGGACGUCCGUUUAACCAACUGAAACAAUUUCUUUACGAUGUCAGGAUUCACACAUGGUAGCUUUCCACGGACUGGUCUUUUUCCUGCAGCUGAAAGUAUUAACCAGAAUGUCAAAAUAGACACUGGUGUAAAAAACAAUGAGGAUUGGUUGAAGAACAAGAGUUUUACCCAUGAUACAGCACAGAAAUUGGAAGAGUUUCAAAAAGAACUAAAAUGGCUGCAACAAGAAGAGAGUGAUAUUCCCGAAACAUCAGCUAUUAUUAAACCAGUUGUUCAAGUCCAAGAAGUACCGAAGGCCACAGCAGAGGACUCCAAAAGUUAUACACAUGUAUCGGAAAUUCAAGAACCAGAUAUUCCAGGGCAAGACUACAAACGAGAUAAACUUGGAAAGAAAAAGAAACGCAGACACAAAUACUCUUCAGGAGAUUCAGACUCGGAGAAAGAGAGAUAUGACAGAAAGAGGUAUAAUUCUGGUGACUCAGACUCUGGUUCAAAAGACGGCAGAACAUACCACAAAGAGAGGAAAAAGAAGAAGAAGACAAAAGAUUAUUAUUCAAGUGAAAAUGAAGAUAAAAAGUCGAAGAAAUCUAGCAAACAUAAGAAGAAACAUAAGCAUAAGCUGUCUGAGAGGUAUUUAAGGUCACCCCCAAAGGAGAAAACAAUACCUGGCUUGUUACAAACAAAGCACAUCUUCCUAAACGAUGUUUAUGACAUUGCCCCAGACCACCCGUUUAAGCUGGACCGGGCUCCAGACAAGAACAGCCUCACAUAUGGUUCCCUGUACACCGGACAUGUUGCUGAGUACCGGACUACAUGUAACCAGUGUGUCGGUUCCCUUGGCAAAGUGCCAAUAUUUGUUCAUGAAAAAGUGAAGAAAAAAGACAAGAGUGCCGGGAACCGGUAUUAUGAUCGAGAGAACAGAAAGUUAGGGAAUCAAUAUCCAAAGGAAAGAAUAGUCAUGAACUUGGGUGAUUCUAAUAAUGUUGAAACAAUGCCAGAGUUUGUUGCUUUUGGGAAAGACCCUACAAUUGGUGCUAUCGGUGUGAAAGUUGGCGACAUUCAAAAUGUUAGAGAUACAAUUCUUGACCCAGCUACAAGUCUUUAUGUACAGGGAAUGGGAGGCAAAUCAGAGAUUAAUAAUAAAGACGACAUUAUUGUUGAAUUAGAUGAGACAAGGGUAAAAGUUGGGGAAUAUAACAGAAAACUCAGGGAAAAUCCGGGCAGUAUCAAACUAUGGCUAGAGUUUGCUAAAUUUCAGGACAGUAUUUCAGCUGAAGCAAAUCUAAAAAAGGAAAGUGUGAAUGAAAAGAAGAUGACUGAGAAAGCUGUGUUGGAAAAAAAGAUAAGCAUCAUAGAGAAAGCACUUGGACAUAAUCCUGGCCACAUUGACCUGCUUCUUGCCAAGAUUGAGCUAAGUGCAGAGAUAGUUGAUUCAAGCAAGAUAAACAAAGAUCUUGAACAACUUCUGUUUGUCCAUCCAGCCAAUACAAAGCUCUGGAAAUACCACCUCAUGUUUAACCAGUCCAGACUGACUGUGUUCACUGUUGCGAAACAGUGCAAACUCUACCACAAGUGUUUGAAAAUGUUGCUCAGAAUCCAUACUGGGGUUUUGCAGACUCACUCAGUUCCUGAAAAUCUGGAACAUGAAAUAAUUGAGAUAUUCCUGCAAUACUGUCAGUUCCUGAUUCAAGUUGGCUUCAAUGAGCGGGCUCUAGCCACAUUUCAAGCCAUUCUGGAGUACAACCUUUUCUGCCCUCCACUUUUGAAGAAUGCAUCUAAAGAAAACAAGAUGGCUAACUUUGAAGAGUUCUGGGAUAAUGAGUCAGCAAAAAUUGGAACCCAGGGGGCUUGUGGGUGGAAUCAGACUGGAAGUGAGGCUGGAAGUGAUGUGCUGAGUAAUGACCAAGAUGCUCUUGAAGAGCAAGAGGAGGCAAUUAUAGAGAGGAAGGAAAGCAAACAUUUCACCUGGCUGAAGAUCGAGUUGCUUAGAGACCAUCACCAUUGGUUGCCAUGGAAACCUGACCUCUCCAAAGGUCAGACUGAGGAGGAUUGUGAAGACCCUGAGAGGAUGGUCGUGUACGAUGAUGUAAAGCCAGUGGUGUUUGAUAUCUCAGAGAUGCUACAUUAUGACCUUGUUGUUGCCUUGCUUGAAAUGCUAGGACAUGAACCCAUGGGGUGUCCGAAAUCAAAGUUUUCAGAUGCAUUUGUAAGUCUGUCAGAUAAACUUAAUGCUCACGAUGAUCAUUCUAAUUUUAGUGGAGCUGUCUUCGAACUACAAAGUACAUGUGAUCUCUCUCAAAAUCCAGUGCUAAAACCAUUUGUGAUAAAUAUUUUGAAGCAGGUAAUACCUUGUUUCAAUGGAAGUGAGAACACAAGCUUGACAUUGAUGUUGCUAGAAGUGCAGUUAUCAUGUUACAAGAUGAAUAAUCUUUCAAAGAGUGAUAAAAAGGAAAUUCGGAAAAUUGUUAAGAAUUUGUUAAAAGAUGAAAAAAAUAGGAAUAACUUAGCUGUGUGGUGCAGGUACAUUGAAAUAGAACGCAUCAUAGGAAAACCUGGGGAAGCUAAAGUGAUUGCAGAAACUGCAAUGGCAAUGUACAGCGGAAAAAAUAUUGAGGAAACAACACCUGAAUCUAAUGGGUUGAUUGAUCUGUAUUCCCUUUAUUGCGAUAUCUUGAUGGAUAUCAAUCAUGGAAGAUCGUGUGAGUUGUUGUGCAAAAAGACAGGUGCUAGUUUAGAUGUGAAGAAAUCAGUGUUAGCAACUCUUGCUUGCUUGAUGGAUGAAAAGAAAUUUGAUCCUAAAGCUACUGGGGAAAUUCCUAGUUCUUCUGUCCUGAAAACUGUCUCCAAGUUUUCCAAAGCAUUAGAAAGAGCAAAUGCUAACUUUUUUCGAAGCCCAACUCAAGAUAACAAGAAUAGACUUUUAUCCACAGUUUGGUGCUACGCAAAGUUUACCUAUUGCAAAAGUGGAUUAGAAUUGUCAGUAGACAUGAUCUCAGAUGUGAUACAAAAUCUUUACUUAUUGACUGACCCUAGCGUAACUAGAGGCCUCCAUGAAUACAAACUCAAGCUGAUAGUUCACCACAUGGCUGUGUCGUCAGGCCUGGUAUCAUAUCUCCGAGACCAUCUAGAUCAGGCGCUGCAGGCCUUUCCCAAUGAUCCGAUAUUUUUGUCGUUAUUUGUGGACAUUGAAAGGAAAUCGAAGAUCAGCGGUCGCUUGAAUCGGUUCUUUGACAGGGCGUGUAGGAUGGCAGAAUCUCAUAUUCCAGUUGCUGUUGGAGUGGGCUUUCUCUGCAGUGUUCUUCAGGAUAGAAAAUCUAUAGAUUACAGUUCAACACUGAGCGGACUGGUUCAUCGUGCAAGAUCAUGGCUGGAACACAGUCUGUCUACAACCUGUCUGGAACACUCCAUCCUGCUAUGGCGGCUGUAUCUCACACUUGAGAGCGAGGUAGAGGGAGGGGGCAGACUGAAGGGCGUGUUCUACAGGGCCGUACAACACUGCCCCUGGGCUAAGAGUGUGUACCUUGACGGAGUGAGACUUCUGGGUGAGGUGCAGCUGCAGGAGAUUGUGGACCUCAUGACAGAGAAAGAAAUACGCGUCCAUCUGCCUACUGAGGAACUAGAUAUCCUCAUUAGUCCAUAACCGCAAGUCAUUGGCUAUGGGCUAUGUCGGGGCAGUGAACAGUUUCAUAGGACCAUGGACCUCAUGACAGAGAAAGAAAUACGCGUCCACCUGCCUACUGAGGAACUAGAUAUCCUCAUUAGUCCAUAACCGCAAGUCAUUGGCUAUGGGCUAUUUGUGGGAGCAGGGGACAGCUUCAUGGGAUCACGGACCUCAUGAUGAAGAAGGAAAUACAUUUUUGAGAAACUAGAUAUCUCGUCAGUCAGUGAACACUUUUGGCUAAUUGAUAGACACAUAGAAGUUCUGAUUUUGACUGUGUUCCAUCAAUUUCCGCACAUUCAUAUCCACAUUGAGGUCCUGGAUAGUCUACUCACAAGGCCCCAAUUUCUCGAAACUACUUUAGUCCCUUAUAACAGAAUUAAACUAUUCUCACAACUUUGUUGUUCGUUAAAAUGUGUUAUAUUUACUUCAAGAAUUUUUAGAAAUUAUGUAGGAAUAAUCUGUAUGAUUAUCAGAGCAAACCAUUUUUUAUGCCCCCUUUUGAAAAAAGUGGGGUAUAUUGUUUUGCACAUGUCGGUCGGUCGGUCGGUCGGUCGGUCGGUCGGUCGGUCUGUCUGUCUGUCGGUCGGUCGGUCGGAAUACCAAAUGGUUUCCGAUCAAUAACUUGAGAACGCUUUGACCGAGGGACCUCAUACUUGUUAUUUAUUAAAAUCCAUUUUCAGUAUAUAUUUUGGCUAAUUGAUAUAAGCGACUUAAGCCUGUUAAGCUUAAGAAGUUUCGAGAAAUUGGGGCCUGAUUAACACAAUUACUUGUGUUGUAGAAACUUUCAAAAUUUGGACAUGUAUAUGCUUUGUCUUAGUCUGUCAAAACAAAAAACAACAACAUUAAAUGACAUUGAUAGUGGCUGCUUAUAUGGACUAGCUCAUCACAUUAGGGGCAAUUCGCCAGAUCAUGUUGGGAACAUUUCAUCAAUUAUCAAACCAAAAAGAAUUUUAUUGUCCAUCUGUCUGAAAAGAAACUAUGUAUUCUCAUUAGUGUGUCAACACACCGGCUGUCAUGUGCUUGUCAAUUAUUAGUUACAUUUGUUACGGGAAGAUUUUUGUUUGAAAGUGACUGAACUACAUGGUAUCUUUCAUUUCUGGUGCCCAAUUGGUGCGCAUAAAAUAUGAUGCUUUGGAAACGGCUACAUGAGAGCUGCGAAUCUAAAGACCAAAACCGGUCUUAUUUUAGUCAAACAAGGAAAUAUCUCAACAAUAUCAAAGUCUAAUUACAGCUAAGGUUAGAGGGUUUUGCACUAGGACAAUGACACCAUGGCUAUGACAAUACCUAGACUUUUUCUGUAAAUUAAUAUAGUUUCUUUUUAGCUUGACUGUUUAACUAUGAAAAAAAUAGGACUAUUGUGAUACCAUUGGUGUCUUCAGUGUCAUUCAAUUUUUGUUUUAAUGCAAUUACUUCAAAUACCUGGAACUUGGAACCGUUCAAUAAAACUUGGUACACAUGUAGCCAGAAACAAAACGCACAUUUAGAUCAAGAUCCAUAACAAAAAGAAAAAAUCAGAAAUAUGAAACUUCGUCGCUAAAUGAAGCACAGUUUAAAAUAUUCAAAUGAAACUUUAAACAUGUGUUGUCAGAGACAUUACUCGCAUGCAAAUCAGGACCCGUAACUAUGGCUUGAGUAAUUGUUGAGUUAUGCCCCUUUUGACAAAAAAAAUAACAGGCAAGCAUCAGCGUUCUUAGCACUCUUGUUUGAUUAUACAUAUAUACAAAUUUGAUAACAUAUAUAAAUGAACUAUAUGCGUAUAAAAGUUUGUCAAAAACUAGUAAUUUUCAUAAUUAUAUGUUUUUUUAAGUCUAUAUAUCAUUAUAGAAUAAGUAAAAUUGUACUUAUUCAAAAUUUCCUUUUGCUGGCAAUUUUUUCUCAUUGGAAAGGCCUAGGCGCUAUUCUAUGUAUGCAAAAUACAGCCGUUGUUAUCAAUUGUAAAUGUUGAAAAACAUGUACGUAUUUCUCUGUUUAAGUAAAAUGGAAAAUAUUACUAUGUGGAAUUAAAAUUUGCAUUCCA
Messenger RNA from Mya arenaria, 5773 nucleotides. RefSeq names its product nuclear exosome regulator NRDE2-like. Gene Ontology annotation, biological process: negative regulation of RNA catabolic process; regulatory ncRNA-mediated post-transcriptional gene silencing. The coding region runs from base 133 to 3735 and encodes 1200 amino acids. Lineage: Eukaryota; Metazoa; Mollusca; Bivalvia; Myida; Myidae. The transcript has 9 exons. The record is from RefSeq and is a predicted model, not a curated record. Gene Ontology annotation, cellular component: catalytic step 2 spliceosome. Gene Ontology annotation, molecular function: protein binding.